GCUCGGGCAUUUCAUUUCUCCUCGCACUGUUAUCUGUUCUUCUCCCCGACGCCAGACGCCAGACGCCAGACGCCCCCAAUCUCUCUUCCGCGAUUUCUCCAGCGGCGAAGGACGGCGACGAGUGCUGCCGGCUGAAAGUGACAGCGGCGACGUUCCCUGUUCAAGCUCAACUCUUCGGCGGCAGGGGAAGAAUCGGCGGCGACAGUGAGAUUCCGUACAUCCUCUACUCCGGCAGUGGCGUUCCAGUUCCUUCCCAUCCAUCAGCAAGCUUCGAAGAGCUCCUGCUGGAGUAGGGCAUCUCCGAAGAAGCUUCUGCAUCUCAUCCGACCCGGCUGCGAGUUUUCCAGUGGCUGUUCUCGUUCCCGGAUUCAUCCGAUUGGGCUAGGCUAGAGUGGUUUGCAAGGGCCGAGCACGAUCAACGGAGAAAGAUCAGCCACCUUCAUUUCCAGUCAACUUCCAACGAAGGGGUUCUUCGUCGUUCAUCGUCGCUGUUGAGCGAGCACUGCCGGUAUCUUAGCUGCUGUCCACCGGCUUUGGGGGUUCCGGAGCCGGGUCUCCGUGUGACGCCGGAGGGGUUUCUCCAGAAGACUCUUGAAGAAUUGCUCUUCGUCCCCCUUACUUAAGAGGUGUCCUAAAGUAUGCUUUAGGGCCUCAAGUGGAAGAGAGAGGAGCAGAGAACAAAUGAGCCAGAUCUCUCCCUUUGAUCUCCCUCUCUCUGUGAUGAGAAGUUACAGACAUCGCCGGAGGUGACACUACAGGUUGAGUAUUCUUAGUGGGAGAGGUAGAUAUUCGUGGAUGGUUGCGUUUCCUCGACAAGUGCAUGUUUCUCUUAUCACCCUCCAGCCAAACCCAAUCGCCCGCUUCCAUAGACAGGUCAUUUCUUCAAUGACUAGCCCAUGCUAUGCACAUGCUAAAUUUCUUCCAUCCAAAAGAAAUUAUGAAGGAUACAUUCCAACAACUUGCACUGCAUCCUCAUUGCUUUUAUCUCGGCAAUCUUCACCAGUGACCCAUAAAAUCUCCUUGGGCUUGGGAGUCUCAGCCCAGUUCACUUAUGAUGCACCCCAACGAUCAGAGGAAUGGUUCACUCUCCGGAGAGAGAAGCUAACUACAAGUGCCUUCAGCACGGCUUUGGGGUUCUGGAAGGGCAAACGUCGGUCGGAACUGUGGUAUCAGAAGGUUUUUGCAGAAGAAGUCGACACGAUGGAGGCAUCUGCUAAGGCUGCAAUGGAGUGGGGUGUGUUUAAUGAGCCUACCGCUAUAAAGCAGUACAAGAGUAUUACUGGAAGAGAUGUUAGCUCCUUAGGCUUUGCAGUUCAUACCGAGGCUACACUUGGUUGGCUUGGAGCAUCUCCUGAUGGACUUCUUGGUUUGUACCCAGAUGGUGGGAUUUUGGAGGUGAAAUGUCCCUACAAUAAAGGCAUGCCUAAGUCUGCAUUGCCAUGGAAAAUCAUGCCACACUACUACAUGCCUCAAGUGCAGGGCCAGAUGGAGGUCAUGGAUCGCGAAUGGGUCGAUCUCUAUUGUUGGACACCCAACGGCAGCAGUCUAUUUCGUGUAUAUCGGGAUCGUGCAUAUUUUAAGCUGAUGCAUAAAAUCCUUUACGAGUUCUGGUGGGGCAACGUGAUGCCGGCGAGACAAGCAUUGCUUAUGGGAAGUGAAGUAGAUGCCAGACUUUACGAACCUACGCCAAAGCAUCAGCUGACGAGUCUGGUGGUUAGUGAAAGCAAGAAACUGGCUGUCGCAGCGAAGCUCUUGUGCACAGACAUUGGAGGUCGUGUGGAGUUCUUCAGAUGAUGUGCUCACUCUGGAAGCCCAAAAUUGCGUUUACUGAUCACAAAAUCUGUUCACAUCUCAUCUCUUGCACUGCCUUCUUAUCAUUAUAUUGCAAUGGCUGUGUUGAUGGUGUGCAAAAAGCAAGCAGUAAUAUCUCUCACAAAAGAAUAGCGAUUUCGGUAUUGCUAACUUGAUUUUUUAGCUCGUAAGCAUCGUAUUCAUUACAGCUUUCUCAAUUAUUUUUGUUUAAUUAUAUCUUCAUGGGCAGAAAACUAAUGGAAUAUUUUGAACCAUACAAGAAGCCAACGACUAUUUCCUACUGC
This is a messenger RNA of Zingiber officinale, 2096 nucleotides long. RefSeq lists its product as uncharacterized. The coding region runs from base 796 to 1794 and encodes 332 amino acids. The record is from RefSeq and is a predicted model, not a curated record. The transcript has 4 exons. Lineage: Eukaryota; Viridiplantae; Streptophyta; Magnoliopsida; Zingiberales; Zingiberaceae.